GACUUGGCGGAGGCUGAAUGAACAUAUGUCUGUUGGGCUGGGAUGAAAGGUCUGCGCUGGGAAAGUCCCGCUCACUUCAAUGCCGGGGCAGAGAUCCCCUCAGAGCCGCGCUUUCGCGUCCCUCUCAGCGGGCGUCCUCCCGCCAACUCUCCGGCUUGGCAGUGCUCGUGGUCCCCGGGGUGUUGCUUUAUCCUGACUCCCAGAUGGCUAAUGAUCUUGAGGUUGAUUUCUGUAGUCAACCUGUGAUAAAUGUCAGAUUGCCAGAUCUCAGUCAGUUGGAUGAGACCACCUGCUCACAGCUUGUUUGCCAGCAUCCACACUGUUGGGCAGCAAUCCGAAGGCUUCAAAGAGGCCAUCCUCGAAUUCUUCAACCAAUUUCCAGAGCUCCUAAGAAAAGUGAAGAUGAACUGCCAACUCUCAAGAUAGUGGACUUAUCUUUACCUGAUUCUUUUAUUUUGGCCAAGAGAAUCAGUGAUUCGGUCCCAUUUUUCAAGCAUCCACCUUCUUUGAGUGGAGACUCUAAAGUCGAGUCGGAUUUACAAAGCAGUGUGGAAGAAUCUUUUUUAGGCUUCAGAUCUCUGAGAGACUUCCAUGGUAAGGGUUUUGGCCAGAAUCGUCGAAAACCUGCCAAACUCCCAGUGCUGAAUUUGAAUUCAACAUAUAUUCCAAAAUCUCCAGAUGGUGGGAAUUUAGUUAUGGUAUGGAUCCCAGAUGAACCUGUGAAAUACAAGAGACCUGACCAGAAGCGUAGGACAAAAUUGAGCCCAGAUAAGGCAUCUAUACCUUUGAAGAAUAGCAAAGCUAUAUCAAGCCUGGAAGGGAUCAGCAAAAAAGCAGCUCAUAAGAAAAAGAAAACAACACAAGUCCCUACUGGUGGGCAGCCCUGUUCUGCCCAAUUGAUACAUCGAUGGUUAAAGGUGCUCCCACCAUCACCAGUCACCAUGCCUUCGAAUAUGGGAUCCCUUUCUUCCUGGGAUUUCACAUUCCCUAAGCAGUUAUUAAUGAGCUCUUUGUCUAAUGAAGAGAAAGCAAUUGCAAAGAUGAACCAAUUGGAUGUCAUAGAUGAAGAGAGCCUUUUUCAAAAAAGGCAUCCAUUUAAAUUGUCCAAGACAAAGAUGAUUCUGGCUGUGCACAGAAUAAACCUUCAGGACCAACUAGUCUUUGUGAAAUUUGGAGAGACUCAUCAUCAGAUUGUCAUAAGGCUUGUUAAAUUCUCUGUUCAGGGAGCAGUACACGGAAAAAAUCACGGAUUUUUCAGAGGCCAGUGUUGAGAUAUCCAGCAAAUAUAAAAGAAUUACAUUCUAGAACGGCCAGAACAAUUCCUAAGAUAAAGAAAAAAGAUCUCAAGAUUCCAGUGCAGAAAAGUGACAAAGCUGCCAGAGAGCCAGGCCUUUCAAAGAAUGAGAUACCACAAAGCUCAGAGAUGGAGCUCAAAGAGGAAUC
Molecule: messenger RNA, 1443 nt
Organism: Sarcophilus harrisii (Tasmanian devil)
Lineage: Eukaryota; Metazoa; Chordata; Mammalia; Dasyuromorphia; Dasyuridae
Gene: C2H9orf43
Product: chromosome 2 C9orf43 homolog
Exons: 12
Coding region: 18-1271 (417 amino acids)
Source: RefSeq, a predicted model, not a curated record